This is a messenger RNA of Molossus molossus (Pallas's mastiff bat), 7130 nucleotides long. It is a transcript of the gene F5, whose product is annotated as coagulation factor V. The coding region runs from base 128 to 6721 and encodes 2197 amino acids. Gene Ontology annotation, molecular function: copper ion binding. The record is from RefSeq and is a predicted model, not a curated record. The transcript is spliced from 25 exons. NCBI's taxonomy places the organism in Eukaryota, Metazoa, Chordata, Mammalia, Chiroptera, Molossidae.
ACCCACAGCCUCCUGGAGCUCACUGCAGCCGCGACAGCCGACACCCGCGGUGUCGGGCAGAACCAGUGGCUGAGGCGAGCCCUGCCCAGGUCCCGGGGUGGCAGGGGGCAGGAGCAGGAAAGGAACCAUGUCCCCAGGCUGCCCACACCUCUUGGUCCUGGUGGUCCUGGGCUCGAGCUGGGCAGGCUGGGGGAGCCGGGGGGCUGCGGCCGUGCGGCUGAGGCAGUUCUACGUGGCUGCUCAGGGCAUCAGCUGGACCUACCGCCCCGAGCCCACAAACUACAGUUCGAAUUCUUUUGCAACUUCCUUUAAGAAAAUUGUCUACAGAGAGUAUGAACCAUAUUUUCAGAAAGAAAAACCACGAUCUAAAAGUUCAGGUCUUCUUGGGCCUACUUUAUAUGCUGAAGUUGGAGACACCAUGAAAGUUCACUUUAAAAAUAAGGCAGACAAGCCCUUAAGCAUCCAUCCUCAAGGGAUUAAGUACAGUAAGUUCUCAGAAGGUGCCUCGUACCCUGACCACACGUUCCCCAUGGAGAAGAUGGACGACACUGUGGCCCCAGGCCACGAGUACACCUACGAGUGGACUGUGGGCGAGGACAGCGGGCCCACACAGGACGACCCGCCGUGCCUCACACACUUGUACUACUCCUAUGACGAUCUGGUGCAGGACUUCAACUCGGGGCUGAUUGGACCUCUGCUCAUUUGUAAGAAAGGCACCCUCACGGAGGAUGGGGUUCAGAAGAUGUUUGACAGGCAGCAGGUGCUGAUGUUCGCUGUGUUUGACGAGAGCAAGAGCUGGAGCCGGUCACCAGCCGUCAUGCUCACGGUCAACGGCUACGUGAACGGGACGAUGCCAGAUAUAACCGUCUGUGCGCAUGAGCAGAUCAGCUGGCAUCUGAUUGCAAUGAGCUCUGGGCCGGAACUGUUCUCCAUCCAUUUCAACGGCCAAGUCCUGGAGCAGAACCGCCACAAGAUCUCAGCCGUGACCCUCGUCAGCGCCACGUCCGCCACUGCAAACAUGACCGUGGGCCCGGAGGGAAGGUGGAUCGUCUCCUCGCUCAUCCCAAGGCAUUUGCAAGCUGGAAUGUGGGCGCACGUCAACAUCGAAGACUGCGCCAAGAAGAUGCGGAAAUUCAAGCCGACGCACGAGCAGAGGCGCCACAUGAAGCGGUGGGAGUACUUCAUCGCUGCAGAGGAGGUCAUCUGGGACUACGCACCUUUCAUCCCAUCGAACAUGGACAAAAAAUACAGAUCACUGCAUUUGGAUAAUUUCUCCAACCAAAUUGGAAAACAUUAUAAGAAGGUUGUCUACAGACAGUACCACGAUAAGUCCUUCACCAAACGCCUGGAGGACACCAACAAAGAUGGGAUCCUGGGCCCUAUUAUCAGAGCCCAGGUCAGAGACACACUCAAAAUCGUGUUCAAAAAUAUGGCCAGCAGAGUCUACAGCAUUUACCCUCACGGAGUGACCUUCUCUCCUUUGGAAGAUAAAGCCAACUCCUCCUCUGGCUCAGGUGGGAACACCAUGAUCAGAGCAGUUCAACCAGGGGAAACGUACACUUACAAAUGGAAUAUCCUAGAAUCGGAUGAGCCUACGGAAAAGGAUGCCCAGUGUUUAACAAGACCAUACUACAGUGAUGUGGACAUCACAAGGGACAUCGCCUCUGGGCUGAUAGGGCUCCUUCUGAUUUGUAAGAGCAGAUCCCUGGACAAGCGAGGCAUACAGAGGGUGGCGGACAUUGAGCAGCAGGUCGUGUACGCUGUGUUUGAUGAGAACAAGAGCUGGUACAUUGAGGACAACAUCAACAAGUUCUGUGAGGACCCCGAGAAGGUGGACCGGGAUGACCCCAAGUUUUAUGAGUCGAACAUCAUGAGCACGAUCAAUGGCUACGUGCCCGAGAGUAUGUCCACACUGGGGUUCUGCUUCGAUGACACCGUCCAGUGGCACUUCUGCAGCCUGGGCACCCAGGAUGACGUGCUCACCGUUCACUUCACCGGGCACUCCUUCAUCUACGGGAAGAGGCACGAGGACACCCUGACCCUCUUCCCCAUGCGUGGGGAGUCUGUGACCGUCACCAUGGAUAACGUUGGAACUUGGAUCUUAACUACCAUGAAUUCUAAUCCAAGAAGCAAAUACUUACGGCUGAAAUUCAGGGAUGUGAAGUGUAACUCAGAAGAAAAUGACAACGAAUACGAAAUAUAUGAACCUCCAGCAUCUAGCUCCGUGACGACACGGAAAAUACGUCCUACAGACAACCCGAGUGAAGGUGACAGGCCUGACUAUGAUUACCAGGACAGAUUGGCUUUGAUGUUUGGAAUUAGAGCAUUUAGAAAUUCAUCCCUGGGUCAGGGGGAAAAUGAGCUCAAUUAUACUGCCCUAGCCAUGGAGAACAGCGCUGAAUUCAUUCCUCUGAGUGCUGAUACAGCUGUCGGUUCAAGUUCUUCUUCCCCGAGUAACAUUAGCAGGCUCCUUGCCAAGAACUUUUCAGAACCUCACAAAACCACCCUUCACCCUGAGACCACCGCAGCUGGUCCCCGUGUGGACCACAGCUUAGAAAAGAACUCUGUUCUCAACCUUUCCACGACAGAGCAUUCCAGUCCUUAUUCUGAAAACCCCAUAGAGGACCCUCCACCGUCAAAUGUCACAGGGAUAGGCCGACUUCCUCUUGGUGCAGGAUUCAGAGGUCAAGAACAUGCUAAACAUAAAGGAUUUGGGUCAGGAAGAGACCACGUGGCAAGGCACAGGUUCUCCCCGAUGGCAUUUCUAGACCAUAGAAGAGGGAGACAUUCAAACCAAGGCAACGCUUCUCUUUCCGGAAUGUGGCCCUCGAAGGACAUCCCCAGUCAUCUGUUACUCUUAAAACAAAAGAACCCAUCUCACAGUUUGGAUGGGAAAUGGCACUGGGUUUAUGAGAAGGGGAGCUAUAGACUCAUCCUGGGGGCUGGUAAAGACGCAGUGGUCAGUGAGCUGCUGAACAGCCCCCAGAAUGCCUCCCGGACCUGGGGAGGAGGCAGCCCUCUUGCAAACCAGCAUGGGACGCAAGGUGGCCGCCCCACGCCCUUCGGAGGUAGGCAUACAUUGCUACCAGUGAGACAGGGUGGAGGGAAGAGUGGAUCAAAGAACAGCACUGUGCUCAUUCGGACCCGAAGGAAGAAGUUUGCGCACAGGGCUCCCUUCUCCCCCAGGGGCUUCCACCCUCCGAGAAGAGAAGCCGGCGUCACCCUUCCAGACUUCCUGCGCCAGGCCGGUGCCACGCCCCUUCCCACAGACCUCAGUCGGACGUUCCCCUCUGUGAAUCCGAGCCCCACAGCCUCGCUCUCCGACCAUGACCCCCCAAACAUCACUGCUCAGACGAGCUUCUCUCCAGACACUUAUCAGACAGUGCCCCCAGAAGAGAGCUACCACACAUUCCCUGUUCAAGACUCUGAUCAAAUACACUUCACCAUAGAGCCCAGUCACGAAUCGUCAGAGCCUGGCCAGGUGAUCGACUAUGAUCUAGGACACCAGACCUCCCCUACUGACGCUGGACGAAUAUUCCCUUUCUUAGAACUUGAAGACUGGCAGAUAACCCUCUCUCCAGACCUCAGCCAGGUGACCCUUCCUCCAGACCUCAGCCAGGGGACCCUCUCCCCAGACCUCAGCCAGGGGACCCUCUCUCCAGACCUCAGCCAGGGGACCCUCUCCCCAGACCUCAGCCAGGGGACUUUCUCUCCAGACCUCAGCCAGGGGACUGACUCUCUAGACCUCAGCCAGGGGACUCUCUCUCCAGACCUCAGCCAGGGGACUCUCUCUCCAGACCUCAGCCAGGGGACUCUCUCUCCAGACCUCAGCCAGGGGACUCUCUCUCCAGACCUCAGCCAGGGCACUCUCUCCCCAGACCUCAGCCAGGGGACUCUCUCUCCAGACCUCAGCCAGGGGACUCUCUCUCCAGACCUCAGCCAGGGCACUCUCUCCCCAGACCUCAGCCAGGGGACUCUCUCCCCAGACCUCAGCCAGGGAACUCUCUCUCCAGACCUCAGCCAGGGGACCCUCUCCCCAGACCUCAGCCAGGGGACCCUCUCCCCAGACCUCAGCCAGGGCACUCUCUCCCCAGACCUCAGCCAGGGGACUCUCUCUCCAGACCUCAGCCAGGGGACCCUCUCCCCAGACCUCAGCCAGGGGACCCUCUCCCCAGACCUCAGCCAGGGGACCCUCUCCCCAGACCUCAGCCAGGGGACCCUCUCCCCAGACCUCAGCCAGGGGACCCUCUCCCCAGACCUCAGCCAGGGGACCCUCUCCCCAGACCUCAGCCAGGGGACCCUGUCUCCAGACCUCAGCCGGGGGACUGACUCCCCAGACCUCAGCCGGGGGACUCUCUCUCCAGACCUCAGGCAGACAGCCCCUCCUCCUGAGCUCAGGCAGACCUCUCUUCCUCCUGAACUGGAUCAAACGGCCUACACCUCUGAAUCUAGUCCGUCACCGCCUCUUCCAGAAUUUGGCCAGACCUUCCCAUAUUCAGACCUUGGUCAGAUGCCAUCUCCUCAACCGUCUCCUCCACUAAAUAGCACUUUUAUAACAGGGGAACUCAGUCCGUCAAUUGUGCUUGGCUUCAGUGAAGAUUAUGGAGAUUACGUUGAGAUCAUACCGAGGAAGAAGGAAGAGAGCAGCGAAGAGGACACUCGUGAGACCUACCACGUGGCCUACGAUGACCCUUACCAAACCGAUACUAGGGCAGACGUCAGCUCCUCCAGGAAUCCCGACCACAUCGCGGCGUCGUACCUCCGCAGCAGCACUGGGAACAGAAAGUAUUAUUACAUCGCUGCCGAAGAGAUAUCCUGGGAUUAUUCACAACACGCACAAAGUAAGAUGGGUAACGAGGACACGCAUGAAGUCCCAGAGGACAGCGUUUACAAGAAGGCCGUUUUCCGGAAGUACCUCGACAGCACUUUCACCAAGCGGGACCCUCGCGGGGAGUAUGAAGAGCAUCUGGGCAUUCUCGGCCCUGUUAUCCGAGCUGAAGUGGACGAUGUCAUCCAGGUUCGUUUUAAAAAUUUGGCAUCCAGACCCUACUCCCUUCACGCCCAUGGGCUGGCCUAUGAAAAGUCAUCGGAGGGAAAGACCUACGAAGAUGACUCUCCAGCAUGGUUUCAGGAAGACAACGCCGUCCAGCCAAACGGCAGCUACACCUACGUGUGGCACGCCACCGGGCGGGCGGGGCCGGAGCACCCUGGCUCCGCCUGCCGGGCCUGGGCCUACUACUCAGCAGUGAGCCCGGAGAAGGACAUCCACUCGGGCUUGGUCGGCCCCCUUCUCAUCUGCCGGAGAGGAACCCUGCAUAAGGACAGCAACAUGCCCGUGGACAUGAGGGAGCUGGUCUUGCUGUUCAUGGUCUUUGAUGAAAAGAAGAGCUGGUACUAUGACAAGCCCCCAAGGCCGUGGAGACACGCAUCCUCGGAAGCAGGACGCUCCCAUGAGUUUCACGCCAUCAAUGGGAUGAUCUACCACUUGCCUGGCCUGAUAAUGUACGAGCAAGAGUGGGUGCGGUUGCACCUGCUGAACCUGGGCGGCUCCAGAGACAUGCACGUGGUCCACUUCCACGGCCAGACCCUGCUGGAGAAUGGCACUCAACAGCACCAGCUAGGGGUCUGGCCCCUUCUGCCUGGUUCAUUUAAAACUCUUGAAAUGAAGGCAUCGAAACCUGGCUGGUGGCUCCUGGACACCGAGGUUGGAGAGAACCAGAGAAAAGGAAUGCAGACGCCAUUUCUCAUCAUAGACAGAGAAUGUAAGAUGCCGAUGGGACUAAGCACAGGCAGCAUAGCUGACACACAGAUCAAGGCGUCUGAAUUUGUGGGUUAUUGGGAGCCCAAAUUAGCCAGAUUAAACAAUGGUGGAUCAUACAAUGCUUGGAUGACAGAAAGGAAUUCAAAAUUUGACUCUAGACCUUGGAUCCAGGUGGACAUGCAAAGGAAAGUCCUGCUCACAGGCAUCCAGUCCCAAGGUGCCAAGCACUACCUGAAGUCCUACUACACCACUGAGUUCCGUGUGGCUUACAGCUCUGACCAGACCAACUGGCGGAUCUUCAAAGGGAACAGCACCAGGAACGUGAUGUAUUUUGAUGGCAACUCAGACGCCUCUACAGUGAAAGAAAACCGGUUCGACCCACCGAUUGUGGCUCAGUACAUUAGGAUCUAUCCCAGUAGAUUCUACAACAAAGCUGCCCUUCGCCUAGAGCUGCAAGGCUGUGAGGUUAAUGGAUGCUCCGCGCCGCUGGGUAUGGAAAGUGGAAAGAUAGAAAACACGCAAAUCACGGCAUCCUCGUUUAAGAAGUCUUGGUGGGGAGGUUACUGGGAGCCCUUCCGUGCCCGUCUGAAUGCCCAGGGCCGAGUGAACGCCUGGCAAGCCGAGGCCAACAACAACAAACAGUGGUUACAGAUCGAUCUGCUCAAAACGAAGAAGAUAACUGGGAUUGUAACACAGGGUUGCAAGUCUCUCUCCUCAGAAAUGUUUGUGAAGAGCUACACCAUUCAGUACAGCGACCAGGGAGUGAACUGGACGCCUUACAGGCAGAAAACCUCCAUGGUGGACAAGGUUUUUGAAGGGAACAGCAACAUCAAGGGGCACGUGAAGAACUUCCUCAGCCCCCCCAUCAUCUCCAGGUUCAUCCGGAUCAUCCCGAAAACGUGGAACCAAAGCAUCGCCCUGCGCCUGGAGCUCCUCGGCUGCGACGCUGACUGGAGCUGAGUGCCCGAGGGCACGGGAAGGGUGAGAGACAGCAGGCCGUUCGGAGGGGCAGCGCGUUUCACAGCGAUGUUCAACUCUCUACCGGGGAACAGAGAGUCUAUAUAUGGAACUGUUAUAACGGAACUCCUUGCUACCAUCGAGUGAGAUGAUGAUGGCUCUUCCUUCUGCAUUAGUUUGAAUGUAAAUGGAAAAAUAUCAAGAACCAACAAGAAAAUGGCUUAGCUUUCACAAUAAUUCAAUAUGCGAUAUAAAGCCAUAUUCUACGCGUGUAGUUAACAUGUUUCACGAUAGUUCUUUUAAACCCUGAACACAUUACUAAAAGAGAGAUUAUUUUUAAAAACCAUAUCUAGCCCUGGCCGGUUUGGCUCAGCGGUUAGAGCGUCGGCCUGCGGUCCAGAGAGACCCGGGU